CAGUUAGAUAAAUCGACUCAGAUAAUCACCUAAAUAAUCGGCCCCCGACGUUAUCAACUGAUCCAGAAACGGACGGAGACUUGUAUUGUACCAGUUCAUAGUUCGCCUACCCCUACAGUAAUCCGCCUCAACGCCCCACACACGCCAUGCCGUUUACACAGGGUAGGGGCCCACUGCUUUGCUGGGUGUUGAUGACGUCACUAGUCACCCUAAGCAUCGCUCAGCCUAGUAACUUAUACACAUGUACCCCCAAUCCAGGAGUCAAACCCACCGUAGCCUCAGAACCGCCAUUUCCUACUGUUCCUAACACAUUUUCUACCAAACUGGAGGCCAUUAUAGCCGACCGUAACAUGACAGUGUCCGGAGAAGAGUACUUCGACUAUAACAACAACCGGGCCGCCCUCUUCAUGCUUAAUGGCGACCAGAUCAGCAAACUCAUCUUUGAUUACAGCACAGAGGAACUCUUCUACGUUUAUCCAAACAAUACAUGCAAAACCACAAACCUUACAACGGACGAUAACAAUUUGCUGUUUGGAAACUUAGAAAACAGAGGGGGAAUGCAUGUGUUCACAACAAACGGAGCUCUACACUUCUCAAAACUAUACGGUCAGACAUACAUGGGCAAGAAAACGAUUCGAGGAAUCAGUUGCGAUUAUUGGAGAACCUGCCUUACCUGGGCCCCGCUGCAAUCAACAUUUACCCUGGAUUAUUACUUCACAGACAAAGAUUGGUUGUCCUCCUCUAAUUAUAAACAAGUUCCGGUUCGAGCAGAAAUCUUUGGCAUGAAACAGCAGGAUGGAGCCUCCCCUUAUCAGUUUCACCAUAUUUACGAUUACACAGAUUUUACGACAACUCUGGACCCACUUACGACUGUCUUCGAAACUCCUCAUUUUGUGACCUGCAAAAACCGAUUACAACUUCGAAGUGUGCCUUCAUUGCCCAAGGCUUUCUCAUACAGAGAGGAAAUCAUAUCGUCUACAGGAACUACCAAAUACGCUGACGUUUGGUUUGACAUGGCCUAUAAACUGAUGCGCCUGGACUAUCGCCCGAGUUCUGGAGCUCCUCCGUACUAUAGCAACGACCCCAUCACGGAAGUACACGACUACACUAUAGGCGUUGCUUACGCGAUAGACCGAGUCAUGCAGAACUGUUCCAUCAUUCCACUACAAAACACUUCUUUUGAUGCGUCAGUUACCAACAUCUCCAGCGGUGCAACAAAGCAACAGUUUAUUCUUAAAAUGAAGAAUCCCCAAGAUUUAUUUUACCUGGACAACAACUAUACAUAUACCGGAAGGCGCAGAGCACGUGGUUUGAACUGUGACGUUUUUAUCCGUACAAGAGACGACUACCCUCUAGGUCCGUUUAAAGUCCACGCUAUACUAGAGUUCUAUUUCCUUGCCAAUGACCAGAAGGAACAAAACAACGCCGGAGCCCUGACCCAGACCUCCAAAGACGUCCCUGUGCAACUCAGCGUUAACAUCCCGGGGGAGAUGGUAACGAUGACAUAUAACUUUUUCAACUUUGACCCCGAGAAUCCAGAAAUCACAAACUUUGACAUCAGUUCCUGUUUUUCGGAUAGUAAAAAGAUUUCGUUCAAAAUGCAAUACCUAGUUCCAGGGAUCUUGGAUGCAAAUGUGCUUUCGUACAAGCAGAUAUUUUUGUUCCAAACCAUUUCUAAAGUAGCUCAAGCGGCCGGGGUUACACCUCUGAGAAUCGCCCAGCCCGUAAUGUAUAUGGACAGUUCCCAUGCCUACUUCCUGGGUACACUGCUAGAAAAGGCACCUUCCAUAAGUAGAUAUCAGAAGAUUCCGGGGAAGGUGGUCCAGGCCCACAACGACGCCGUGUUCACAGGGUUCACGUCCGCCGGGGACUGUGCGGACCAGUGUCAGACGUUCGGGAACUGGAGCUGUAACAGCUUUGAGUUCUGCGCUGCAUCAAAAACGUGUACACUGAGUAAGAUACACACGGCUGAGGGGACACAGGUGGGCUCCACUCAGAGCUGUGACUUGUAUGACAGAAGCAUUGGAGGUCCUAGCUUUUCUGAGGUCCCUCUGAACACUGCAUGGAACAACCUAAGGAACUCUGUUGUGAAGAAACAACUCCAAAUUCAAGUUCAGUUUGAUAAGAAUGUGAAGACUUACACCGCGGACACCAUUUCCAAUAACGUUGUAGCUAACCCUGACGUGACCAAAGUUUCAACAACGGUGAUGAACAAUUUCAAAGUGAUGCCCAAUAAGUUUGUCAAGCAUUUCGACAACGACAUCCUGUCUAAGGUCUCAGUUGACGAUUGCGCACAAGCCUGUGUGACGUCACUGACAUUCGUUUGCAAUUCGUUCGAGUACCAGUACGCCACUAGCUACUGUCUGUUAUCCACCCUCCACCCUGACGAGAACCCGUCCAUGAUAACGACAAACAUUGGAGUGGAUCUCUACAUCAGGGACUACUCCAACAAGUUUGUAGAGACCGCAGGAACAACCGUGUUGUCUUCAUCCAACACAAUCUACCAGGAAAUCUUGGACACUAACCAAUGCGCCAAACUGUGUAUCGAUUACAUGGGAUUCAACUGUAAAUCGUUCGACUAUUGCCCGGAUAUAGGGACAUGUUACCUGGGGAGAUCACACGUGUAUGAUGUUCCAAAAGCCCAAAUUCAGUCAAACCCUAUGUGCAAUCACUGGUCAAGGAAAUACUUGGACGAUUUUGUUCAAAGCCAAUCAAAUGUGAAUGUCAAGCUGAUAAAUGACCGGAUCAUAGCAGGUGUAAGCGUGUUUCAGUGUGCAAAAUCCUGCGUAGAAAUGGAGGGCGGAAGUUGCGCGACAUUCGCAUACUGCAGCGAGGUUAGCGAGUGUCGACUGAGUACAUCAGCACUAAGUAAUGUAGGACAGACCGGGCCUGAUGCUGUCGCCACCUGUAAUAUAUACAGCAGAAAAUCAUUUCCUGAUGGCACUACAUACAUUGCCAAUCCACAAAAGUAUUAUGGAAACAUUGCAGCAAACUCCCAGAAAGGUUAUUCAAAAGGUGGCGCUGCCGGGGUUGCUAUAGUGAUGGUAUUAGUUGGCGUUAUUCUGACAGCCUUAGUUCUAUUUUUGUACGUCAAGUUCUCAAACAAAGGCGGUGACGACAUGACAAUCAAAUUCUCUCGCCAGGUGGAUGAUGAGUAACUGCUCACGUAAGAUGGUAAAAAUGUUAACCCACCGCGCCGUCCCGGGGUAGAUUCCGGAUACAUGCAUUAAAUCUGGACUUAAUUACCUCAAACGAGUGCUUACUUGAUACUGUUUGUCCGUGUGUUUGUCACAUAUAUUUGUUGCUACUGUUUUUGUAAAUCAUUAAUUCAUUUAAGGUAUGUUAAGAUGUUUUCAUGGAACUUCAUAGUUAUAAUGACAUUGUUUUAAAAAUUAAAAAUUGUUCUUACA
Magallana angulata is the source of this 3410-nucleotide messenger RNA. RefSeq lists its product as uncharacterized. The coding region runs from base 147 to 3158 and encodes 1003 amino acids. The record is from RefSeq and is a predicted model, not a curated record. Lineage: Eukaryota; Metazoa; Mollusca; Bivalvia; Ostreida; Ostreidae. The transcript has 21 exons.